UUCCUGUGAUUUUUAAAAAAUAUUUCCCUUGGUAACCAUUAUCCCUGGUUACUUUCUUGGCUGAUUUUCUGCAAAAAGAACUGAACAGCAUUUGUCCCCAAGGGGAUCAGUUAUUUUAGAUUUUACUAAGAAGUCAACUAACAUUUUUUCAACAUUUCCUUCUGUUCUUUGUUUUUAAAGAAAGCUCUGAUUUUGUUUCAUUUUCAACUGGAGACUUAAAUGACACCAAGCAAAGUCUACUUAGUUUAGAUUUCCAGAAAUUGGUGAAAAAUAAGAUGAAGUUUGCGUUUUUGUUUUGCUUUUUUCUGCUUAUUUUUCAAACUGACUUUGGACAAAAUGAAGAAAUUCCUAAGAAACAAAUGAAGAAGACAUAUCACAGAAGACUGAAGAAAAAUUCCUCACUUAACCAUAGGUCAAACAGACAGCAUGGAAUUCAGCAAACAACUGCUACACCAAUGGCGAGAUUUCCCAUCGUUAACUUUGAUUACAGCUUGGAGGAAAAGUUUGAAUCCUUUCUAAGUCUUCCUGAAGUAGAAUCAAGCUACAAUGUGUUACCAGGAAAGAAGGGACAAUGCUUGGUGAAGGGCAUGACCAUGUACAACAAAGCGGUAUGGUCUCCUGACCCCUGUACCACCUGCCUCUGCUCAGAUGGAAGAGUGCUUUGUGAUGAAACCAUGUGUCAACCCCAGACAUGUACCUACACGGUUACACCUGAAGGAGAAUGCUGCCCAGUCUGCACUGAUACUGAACAAAGAGAACCUACCAAUGUACAUCUUAAGCAACUGCCACCUCUUCAGGUGGAAAUGGACCAAGUAUUUGGAAAAGAGGCACUUCAAUCUGAGGAGGAUGAAGAAGAAUCUAAAGAAGAUAUAAAGUACAAGAAAGAGACCGCUGGACAUAGAGAUCAGGGCAAACCUCACAGUGAGGGAGAGCGCAGAAGAGAGAGAAAGCAAAGACCUGGCAAGAUCGGGAGGCUGGCACAUCAACAGCCACGCUGUGGAAGAGGAAAGGAGGAGGAGGAUGAAGAGGAGGAAGGGGAAGAAGAAGAGACUGUAAGAGGAGAUGUGUUCCGAAUGCCCUGCCAGCUCCCCAUCCCUGCUCCCCCCAGAGGCAGGCCUCGCUUGCCCAGUGGCUGCUCCUUGUCCUAUAGGACCAUCAGCUGCAUCCAUGCUGCCCUCACCCAGAUCCCACCACUGAUGGCCCCAGAGAUAACGAGUCUGAAGCUCGUGGGGAAUUCUAUCACUUCCAUCCCGGAUGAAGCAUUUAAUGGACUACCGAAUCUGGAAAGGCUUGAUCUGAGCAAAAAUAAUAUCACUUCUUCAGCCAUAGGUCCAAAAGCAUUUAAGCUUCUGAAGAAGUUGGUGCGUCUGAAUAUAGAUGAAAAUAAUUUGACACACAUUCCUUCAGAAUUACCAUCUACCUUAGAAGAACUCAACAUUAAUGAAAAUAAUCUUCAGGCUAUUGAUGAAGAAAGUUUUUCAGACUUAAAUCAGUUGGUCUCCUUAGAAUUGGAAGGAAACAAUCUCAGUGAAACCAAUGUCAAUCCUUUAGCUUUCAAACCUUUGAAGAGCCUAUCUUACCUGCGCCUGGGAAAAAAUAAAUUUAGAAUUAUUCCACAAGGUCUUCCUGCUUCUAUUGAGGAAUUACACCUAGAAAAUAACCAAAUUGAAGAAAUAACUGAAAUUUGUUUCAAUCAUACCAAAAAGAUCAAUGUGAUUGUACUACGUUAUAAUAAAAUAGAAGAAAACAGAAUUGCUCCUUUAGCCUGGAUAAAUCAAAAAAACCUAGAAUCGAUCGAUCUCUCCUACAACAAGCUCUACCGCGUCCCCUCCUACCUCCCCAAGUCUCUGCUGCACCUUGUGCUCAUGGGGAACCAGAUCGAACUGAUCCCAGGCUAUGUGUUUGGCCAUUUGGAUCCAGGCCUGGAAUACCUGUACCUGUCAUUUAACAAACUCUCCGAUGAUGGCGUGGACCAAGUUUCAUUCUAUGGGGCAUAUCAUUCUCUCAGAGAGUUAUUUCUAGAUCACAAUAGCUUAAAAUGUGUACCACCUGGGAUACAAGAAAUGAAAGCACUACAUUUUCUGAGGCUGAACAACAAUAAGAUUCGGAAUAUUCUUCCAGAACAAAUUUGUAAUGCUGAAGAGGAUGAUGACUCAACUUUGGAACAUCUUCACCUUGAAAAUAAUUAUAUUAAAACAAGAGAUAUAUCACCCUAUGCAUUUUCAUGCAUAAGGUCUUACUCGAGUAUUGUUCUUAAACCACAAAACAUCAAGUAACUCCAAGUUUUGUUCUGUCAUUUAUAAGAUUUACUCAUGUAGUUACAGUAGUAUAAUCUGUCAUUAAUGAGAAACAUAAUCCUGUUAUACUCAAUAUGAUUACACUAGUCCCUCUGAUUUGCCAGCCCACAGAUGAGCACGCAAAGAUAUACAUAAAAGGUAUAGUCUUCUAGGAGUUUCAGUGAAAGUCAAAAACACUCAGUUUCCCACCUCUAGAAAGAAGUUACCUCACUAAGAUAGGAUAUCAGGAUGCUGAGCUAAACCAAAUAAACACAUCCUUUACAAUUUGCUUGAUAUCUGCUGUUAGCUAAGAACUCUCCAAGUACCAUUAAAAAUUAUCUAUGUUGUAGUUCAAGACCAAAAGCAUACAGACAGGAAAAGGCACAAUUUAUGAAUUAUUGUUGUUUAUUAUUAUGUCAAAAUAGUGAUUUAUUAAGUACUGGUAUAAAUAUACUUCAGUUAUGUUUAGUUAGGCUUGGUUUAGUUCAGUUAGGCUUGGUUCCUUCUAUUCACCACAUGUGUGAAAUCAAAACACUACCACAGUGCUAACUCGCUGGUUUGGAUCUUUGUACUGUAGGUACAUUGUUAACAUUACGGGAAGCUAGCAGAAAGGUUUAUAUGAAUUCCAUACUAUUUUUGAAACUUCUGUAAGUGCAAAAUUAUUUUUUAAAAGAUAAAAAACAGUAUUUUAAGAUCAUCUUCACUAUUCUUCAUUCAAGAUCAAAAUAUUAUGGAAAGCAGUAGCAUGCUAAAAAUAAAAAUUAAUUAUUCUUGACUAUAAUCUUAGUUAAAUGUAAAUCUAAUACACAUACUUUAAAAAAUAUUUUGUUACAUUGGUCAUAGUUAGCACCUUCUCCUUUGCCCUAAUUUGGUGAAAUGUAUCCUUUUACUCAGUUCAACUGAACAUAAAGCUAUUAGUGUUUACUAUGUACUAGGCCCUACCAAAACUAUAUAUUAAAGUUUUUAUUAUAAUAA
Molecule: messenger RNA, 3251 nt
Organism: Heterocephalus glaber (naked mole-rat)
Lineage: Eukaryota; Metazoa; Chordata; Mammalia; Rodentia; Bathyergidae
Gene: Ecm2
Product: extracellular matrix protein 2
Biological process (GO): positive regulation of cell-substrate adhesion; extracellular matrix organization
Cellular component (GO): extracellular matrix
Molecular function (GO): protein binding; collagen V binding; heparin binding
Source: RefSeq, a predicted model, not a curated record